AGCGGAGGCCGCUCGGGCGGUGCUUCCCGCUCUGCCGCGAUGAGCUCGGCGCCGGGGCUCCGCGGGGCUCGCGGUGCAGGUGAACAAAACAUGACAGAAACAGAUGCUUUCCCUAUGAGAGAAGUGUUUGAUCCGGCAGAAACGUACAAAAUGGACCACAAGAGGAGAGGAAUUGCUUUAAUCUUCAAUCAUGAGAGGUUCUUCUGGCACUUAACCCUACCAGACAGGCAGGGCACCAGCGCCGACAGAGACAGUCUUAAGCGCAGGUUUUCAGAUCUAGGAUUUGAAGUGAAAUGCUUUGAUGAUCUUAAAGCAGAAGAACUACUGCUCAAAAUUCACGAGGCAUCAACCGCUAGCCAUGCAGACGCCGAUUGCUUUUUGUGUGUUUUCCUGAGUCAUGGUGAAGGCAACCACAUCUAUGCAUAUGAUGCCAAGAUUGAAAUUCAGACACUGACUGGCUUGUUCAAAGGAGACAAGUGUCAGAGCCUGGUUGGAAAACCCAAGAUAUUUAUCAUUCAGGCAUGUCGGGGAAACCAGCACGAUGUGCCGGUCAUCCCUUUGGAUGCAGUGGAUCAUCAUACAGAUAAGCUGGAUGUCAACCUAACCCAGGUGGAUGCAGCCUCAGUUUAUACACUUCCUGCUGGAGCAGACUUCCUCAUGUGUUACUCUGUGGCAGAAGGUUAUUAUUCUCAUCGGGAAACUGUGAAUGGCUCAUGGUACAUUCAAGAUUUGUGCGAGAUGCUGGGAAAAUUCGGCUCCUCCUUAGAGUUCACAGAACUCCUCACACUGGUGAACAGGAAAGUUUCUCAGCGCCGAGUGGACAUCUGCAGAGACCCAAGUGCAAUUGGAAAGAAGCAGGUUCCCUGCUUUGCCUCAAUGCUAACUAAAAAGCUGCAUUUCUUUCCAAAAUCUAAAUGAUUGAUAGGUGCUAUUUUGUUUUAUGUAUCUGUAUUUUUAUAUAAAGAAGUAUCACUAGGUUGAAGCAAUUUAAAUGGUACAGCAAUUUUAAAUGUCUUAAGCUUUAAUGAGAGAACUUUACAAAAAAAAUAGCUCAUAUUGGACAUGGUGAAGGGGUUUGAUAUAUGUAGAAAUGAAAUCCUCAGGGAAUUCCUAUAAAUAAAAAUCCACAAGCAUUUGUAAUACUUGACUUUUGUAGUAAAUUGCAAGGUUACU
Physeter macrocephalus (sperm whale) is the source of this 1173-nucleotide messenger RNA. It is a transcript of the gene CASP6, whose product is annotated as caspase 6. The record is from RefSeq and is a predicted model, not a curated record. Gene Ontology annotation, cellular component: cytoplasm. Lineage: Eukaryota; Metazoa; Chordata; Mammalia; Artiodactyla; Physeteridae. Gene Ontology annotation, biological process: positive regulation of neuron apoptotic process; apoptotic process. The transcript is spliced from 7 exons. The coding region runs from base 40 to 918 and encodes 292 amino acids.